This is a messenger RNA of Recurvomyces mirabilis, 1197 nucleotides long. RefSeq names its product fatty acid alpha-hydroxylase (gene SCS7). Gene Ontology annotation, molecular function: fatty acid 2-hydroxylase activity; iron ion binding; heme binding. The coding region runs from base 1 to 1197 and encodes 398 amino acids. The record is from RefSeq and is a predicted model, not a curated record. Gene Ontology annotation, biological process: lipid biosynthetic process; fatty acid metabolic process. NCBI's taxonomy places the organism in Eukaryota, Fungi, Ascomycota, Dothideomycetes, Mycosphaerellales, Teratosphaeriaceae. The transcript has 2 exons. Gene Ontology annotation, cellular component: membrane; endoplasmic reticulum.
AUGCCAUCUCGCACGUUGCCUACCUUCCCGCAGGCAGACGUCGCAUCACAUAAUACCGACAAGUCCUGCUAUGUCACCAUCGGCACCAAAGUCUACGAUGUCACAGACUUCUUGGACAGCCAUCCGGGCGGAUCCGACUUGAUUCUGCAGUAUGGCGGAAUGGACGUCAAGGAAGCGAUGGAGGACCCAAUCAGCCACACGCACAGUGAAGCAGCAUGGGACAUACUGGACGACAGCUUAGUGGGUUUCAUGGCGACGAACAAAGUCAUCGAUGCAGCUAUGCGGAGUGAGGAUCCCUUCACCGUCCUCCCAAUGGAGCCAACGGGGAAAGGAAUGACGGAACUUCAGAAGACGAACCCAGGCGCAUACUCCGAUGUCAACGCGCGAGCUGCCGCCACAACAGCAGGUCCCGAGGCCGAAAACCCCAACAAAGCCGUCUACGAAAGCACCGGCAUGUCCUCGGCCGAAGACCUGAGCAGAGAAACCGACGCACGCGCCGACUACACCCGCCACAAAUUCCUCGACCUCGACCGUCCGCUCCUAAUGCAAGUCUGGAACGGCGGCUUCAGCAAACAAUUCUACCUCGAACAAGUCCACCGCCCACGCCACUACAAAGGCGGCGCCUCCGCGCCCCUCUUCGGCAACUUUCUUGAACCCUUAUCCAAAACCCCCUGGUGGGUUGUCCCCACCAUCUGGCUCCCAGCCAUAACCUACGGCACCCUCCUCGCAUCGCAACACCUCAGCCUCGCCUCCACAACAGGCUACUGGAUCUUCGGCCUCUGCUUCUGGACUUUAAUCGAAUACGUCCUACACCGCUUCCUCUUCCACCUCGACGCCUGGCUCCCCGAUAACAGAGCAGCGCUAACCGCCCACUUCCUCCUUCACGGCAUCCACCACUACCUCCCCAUGGACCGCCUCCGGCUCGUCAUGCCCCCGACCUUAUUCCUCGCCCUCGCCACCCCCUUCUGGUCCUUCGCCCACGCCGUCAUCUUCUACAAUUGGCACGCGGCUGUGGCCGCCUACUGCGGUGGCGUGUUCGGUUUGCCCCUGUGGUAUCGCGAGUUGAAGAAGUAUCAUAUGCAGCAUCAUUUCAUGGAUUAUGAGAAUGGGUUUGGGGUGACGUCGAGGUUUUGGGAUCGCGUGUUUGGCACCGAGUUGCCGCCGCCGCCCAUGCCGAAGGUGUUGAAGACGACGUGA